Leptidea sinapis is the source of this 1170-nucleotide messenger RNA. RefSeq names its product MORN repeat-containing protein 5-like. The transcript has 8 exons. The record is from RefSeq and is a predicted model, not a curated record. Bases 244 to 1125 code for a protein of 293 amino acids. Lineage: Eukaryota; Metazoa; Arthropoda; Insecta; Lepidoptera; Pieridae.
UUGAUAAUAUAACAGAAGGUGGUGUUAUCGAUAUACAUAUACAGUAAAUAAUACCCAGAAAAGAACUAAUAAAUUUGUCACAGUGAUAAAUAAUAAUUAAGGAGCAUUGUUUUGAAAGAUUGGAGAGUUUGAGCCUUUCUGAUUUUAGUUGGAAGAGAUUUAGCGAAUGCUAAGAAGUUUGAUAUAUUAUCGAUGAAAAUGGAAACAAAACUUGUCUGAAACUUAUAUUAAAGCUAUAUAAGGAUGUCAGUGUUGAAGGCCGAGUGCACUAGAUCGGGUGCUAAGCGAUUUUCACAAUGGACAUUGCUGAUGAGAAAGUUUUCAGAGAGUCAAUCGGAUCGUUGCAAAACUUCUAUGGCCAUACCACAGGUGAAGCGAUCAUUGAAACUGUUCCCAACCGGAUCAACAUAUGAGGGAACGUGGGAUGUACUCGGAAUGAGUGGGUACGGAGUUUACACGUUUCCUAAUGGAGUGAUUUAUGAAGGAGAAUUUGAUGAUGGAAUGUUUCAUGGGAACGGUGAACUACGGUACCCUAGUGGGGUGAUUCUCAAAGGAAGGUGGAUUAAGGGUGUGCUGAUAAAUAGAAAGUUAAUAUUCGCUGAUGGUGGAACUGAUGAAGAUACGAAUUACUGUCGUGCACCUGAUAGAAGGUUUACCACAGAAUAUGUUCAUGGUGUGCAGCCUGCUCCUAAUGAGAACAUGACAGCUGAACAUCCACCCCGCGAUAUCCCGCUCGGAUAUUACGACACGGGUGACGGAUUCUAUGACCCUGUCACUAAAGUAGUCUUCCACGGGGACGAUAUCAAUGAAAUAUUGAGAAAACCAUUAGAACGUGAGCAGAAAUGGAUUGUGGAAAACUGUCGAACGAAUCCAAUAAAACAUUUAGGUCCGCGGAAGGACCUCUACGAAGUCUGGAUGGAACCAAGAUUGCAUGCACGACCUUCAGUAUCCUCGUCGGCAUGGUCCUCCCGUGCCGCGUCCUCGGCGUUCCAAACUGACCUGGAAAUGGAAGAUAGUAUUCACGAAAAACGAAGGUUAUGCCAUCACAAGUCUUCUGGCAGUUCGACAAUUCAACGUAUAACGUUUAUGGAAACGCCUCGAAGUUCAAAGAAAUAUAACGAUUAGUGAAGAUUAUAGAAAUAUUUAUGCCGACAAGAUAUUUUACUUUAU